This is a messenger RNA of Spea bombifrons (plains spadefoot toad), 2277 nucleotides long. It is a transcript of the gene MCOLN1, whose product is annotated as mucolipin TRP cation channel 1. NCBI's taxonomy places the organism in Eukaryota, Metazoa, Chordata, Amphibia, Anura, Pelobatidae. Gene Ontology annotation, cellular component: plasma membrane; lysosomal membrane. The transcript has 14 exons. Bases 99 to 1787 code for a protein of 562 amino acids. Gene Ontology annotation, molecular function: NAADP-sensitive calcium-release channel activity. The record is from RefSeq and is a predicted model, not a curated record.
GGCAGGCAUCAAAUGAGACGGCCGCAUAGUGGAGAGCUAUUCUGAUCAGAGAGACCGCUGGAGAGACAGACGCAAGUGGAUGUGACAGACCGGCUGACAUGGGGACCCUGCACAGGAGCCGCAGUCUAAGCGACAGCCCUAAACCAUCAGAACGCCAGCGCCUUCUCUCCCCGACGCCUUGCUAUGGCUCUCGGCUGUGUGAAAUCGUCGGCCCUGAGGAGAUCCAGCUCCGGCGCAGGCUGAAGUAUUUCUUCAUGAGCCCGUGCGACAAGUUCCGGGCCAAGGGACGCAAGCCGUACAAGCUGGCUCUACAGCUGGUCAAGAUCAUGUUGGUCACUAUUCAGCUCAUCCUUUUCGGGCUCAGUAAUCAGAUGGUGGUGCAGUUUAAAGAAGAGAACACGGUGGCCUUUAAACACUUAUUCCUAAAGGACUACUCGGAUGAUUCAGAUAAAACCUACGCCGUCUACACGCAGAAUGACGUCUACCAGAACUUGUACUACGCUGUGGAACAGUACCUCUCGCUACCCAAUCAAACAACGGCUCGAUACGCGUAUACCCGUCCCUUCAACCAAUCCGCUCUCUCCGUGUGUCAGCAGUACUACCGCAAAGGCCACAUUGACCCUGCUAAUGACACUUUCAAUAUUGACCCCAAGGUCAUCACAGACUGCAUUUAUAUGGACCCGUCGGACUCCAGCCAAAGCUACCGGAACCUUACUAUUAAGUUUCACAAGCUAAUCAACGUCACAGUAAAGUUCCAGUUAAAGGCAAUUAACAUUCAGACGAUCAUUAAUAACGAGAUUCCAGACUGUUACACGUUCACCAUCACUAUUGUUUUUGAUAACCAGGCACACAGUGGCAGAGUGAAAAUUAAUCUGGACAAUGAGGCGACUAUUAAAGAAUGCAAAGAUCCCAGCGUUUAUGGCCGAGGUGACAAUCACUCCCGGCUGGCGUUUGAUGUUUUUGUGAUCGUUUGCUGCAUUCUGUCUUUCAUUCUGUGCGGUCGCUCCAUCUUACGAGGCCUCAGACUGCAGCAUGAAUUUGCCGGCUUUGUGCGCACCCGGCAUUCUCUCACGGUUUCGCUGUCUGACCGCCUGGCGUUUGUCAAUGGCUGGUACAUGCUGCUCAUAAUCAGCGACAUCCUCACGGUUUCUGGCACGAUUAUGAAGAUUGGCAUUGAGUCAAAGACGUUUGCCAGUUACGACGUGUGCAGUAUUCUGCUGGGAACCUCCACGCUGCUGGUGUGGGUUGGCGUGAUCAGAUACCUCAGCUUUUUCCAGAAGUAUAACAUCCUGAUUGUAACACUAAGGGUUGCGCUCCCCAACGUCAUCCGCUUCUGUUGCUGCGCGGCCGUCAUCUACCUGGGAUAUUGCUUCUGUGGAUGGAUCGUGCUGGGACCGUAUCACGUCAAGUUCCGCUCUUUCUCCAUGGUGUCAGAGUGCCUCUUCUCUCUUAUUAAUGGUGAUGACAUGUUUGUCACCUUCUCGGAGAUGCAGCAAAGCAGUAAUCUGGUGUGGGUGUUCAGUCAGCUUUACCUGUAUACCUUCAUCAGCCUCUUCAUAUACAUGGUACUCAGCCUCUUCAUCGCUCUCAUCACAGGAGCCUACGAGACCAUCAAGUGCCAGAACAUGGGGGAUGUCACGGUCACUGUCCUCGAUCAGUAUAUAGCAGACUGUAAGGACAGUCCCAGCUCAGGGAAGUUCCGCUCUGCCAGUAGCAAAGACUGCUCCAUGCUCUGCUGGUGCGCUAAAAAGUCAACCGAUGAUGAUUAUUCUGAAAUCAUUAACUGAAGUUCCCCGUUGGUGGCCUGGAGACGCUCCCUUCGGUCCUAAUAUAUUGGAAUUGUAUUUUAAAGACUGUAAAGCAUUUUCAUUUUUUAAAAAUGUGUUUUAAUACAGGGAAGGUUAGUUUGUCCCGGGUGAACACCACCCGCCAGGAGACAUGAUUGCUGUUUUUAUGCAAAUCUUAUUUAUGCUAUUAGUUGAGAACUGUCACAGGAACAAGGAGGUAGUUAGGACUGAAACAUUGUCUGGGGGUAUACUUAGGAGGGGUACAUAGAGUCCCAAGGGAUUCGUUUUUUGCAUAAGCAGGGAAUAGACGUCCCACUAAAUGGGAACUUGACUGUGGUGACUAGGCAGAGUAAUUCAUAUAUAUAUAAUAUGUGAGUGAGUGAAUGAAUGAAUGAAGUGUAGCAGGAAGGAUUGGUGAGACUGUGUGAUGCAGAUUACUUAAACGCACAACAAAACUGUGACUGUGGCCAAUCAUGUUUUAAUUAUCUGA